Molecule: messenger RNA, 1668 nt
Organism: Tripterygium wilfordii
Lineage: Eukaryota; Viridiplantae; Streptophyta; Magnoliopsida; Celastrales; Celastraceae
Product: triacylglycerol lipase OBL1-like
Exons: 5
Coding region: 58-1512 (484 amino acids)
Biological process (GO): lipid metabolic process
Molecular function (GO): triacylglycerol lipase activity
Source: RefSeq, a predicted model, not a curated record
CAAAGGACGUUGACAAAUAUUAAAGCAGCUUCAUUGAUUGAUUGCUUUCAAGCGAUCAUGAUGGCCUCUAAUGAUGGUGAACAUGAUAACUUCUGCAAGAACAAGUUGUUGUUGAAGCCUGAAGAAGCAAGCAUUCUUGAUCUCAUUUGUGUAUUGUUUUCCUCUAAUUUGGAGAACAGAAAGUUCAUAGAGAAGCACCCACAAGACCAGAAAUGGAGAGAAUUCAACCGGAGGUGGCUGAUUUUCAUUUCUGUUUUGGUUCAGAAAGCCCUUAUUUUGAUUGGGAAGCCCAUGGCUUCAAUCGGGAAUUCGAUCGAGAUGUCAUUGAAUCUUGUUUCCAACAAUGGUGGCCUUUUCAAGCUCGUCUUGAAUCUUAUCCCAGGAAAUGUUGUUGUGUGGCCGGACAGAUCAUCGGCAUCGUUCACAUCGAUGGUAGGGAAUCUUGACACACGCCUUGAAUUAGAUAAAAACAUUAGACAAGGUGAACCAAAGUAUAAGGUAUCACUCUCUUUGAUGGCUUCCAAGUUGUCCUAUGAGAAUCAAUUUUUCAUCAAAAACAUUGUGGAAGAUCACUGGAAGAUGGAAUUCUUGGGAUUCUACAACUUCUGGAAUGAUUACAUGGGCCGGCCGACAACACAAGCGUUCAUGCUCCAAGACACUAGAUCUGACCCAAACCUAAUUGUGGUGGCAUUCAGAGGCACAAACCCAUUUGAUGCGGAUGCGUGGUGCACGGACGUGGAUAUUUCCUGGCACGAGCUUGAAGGAGUGGGAAAGAUCCACAGUGGCUUCAUGAAAGCCCUGGGCCUGCAGAAGAAUCAAGGCUGGCCCAUCAAAGUUGAACAGAACACUGACCACCAGUUUGCUUACUACACAAUCAAACAAAUGUUGAAAACUUUGUUGCAGAAGAAUGAGAAAGCAAAGUUUGUGUUGACAGGACACAGCUUGGGUGGAGCAUUGGCAAUAUUGUUUGCAGCAGUGUUGGUAAUACACGAAGAGGCUUGGUUGUUGGAGAGGCUGGAGAGUGUUUACACGUUUGGGCAGCCAAGAGUGGGAAACAAACAGUUUGGAGAUUUUAUGAAGGAGAAGUUUAGGAAGUACAGUGUGAGGUAUUUGAGGUUUGUUUACAGCAAUGAUAUGGUGCCUAGGUUGCCUUACGACGACACAACUUUGCUUUACAAGCACUUUGGGACUUGCCUCUUUUACAACAGUUGUUACAAGGGAAAGGUCAUGGGGGAGGAGCCGAACAAGAACUACUUCUCUCCGUUAUGGGUGGCUCCGAAGAUUUUAAAUGCCGUUUGGGAGCUGAUAAGAAGCUUUAUAAUCCCUUGUAAAGAGGGUCCAGACUACAGAGAAGGUUGGUUAAUGAAGAUGUUUAGGGUGGUUGGGGUGGCAAUUCCGGGAUUGACCGCUCAUAGUCUUCGGGAUUAUGAUAAUUCUACCAGAUUAGCAUCCCUGCCUUUGUUCUUCCAGCUCCAGGAUCCAAUCUGUGAAGAACAACUUCACAAAGACUAACACGUAAAAACUUCACAGAUAUGCUUUGCUUGUUUUUAAAUUUGAACUUUUUUUGUCUUUCAGCAAUUACAAAUUAUAGCUUAUUUGCUCAUUUCUUCCUCGUUUUAGAUAUAUCUCGUUACCUUAAUAAGUAGCAGAAUUGCAAAAUUCACUCGA